CAUAGACUUUUGUUCCAGUAGAUCUACUCUGCGUUUGUAAUGAAGUACUGAGUAGACUUCCCUCACUUUCGCUCCCAAUCUCAUGUCCUUGCAUGUCAACUGUGGAGUAUCAAGCGCGGGUUAUGGACUCUUGCUAGUAUCUAUCGAUCACGAGAAACAAAAAGCAGGAUACUUUGCACUGAAUUUUUUUGUAGAUAAAAUUAUAAUUUUAAAAUUGCAGUGAUCAAAUCAAUCCCAAACUGGAUACAGUAGUACCGCGUAUAGUAGUAACAGUCACAUUGACCUGCUCUUGCCCGCGGCAGUAUUGCUAUGUCACUCUCACUGGUGGCUUAUGAUAGUAGUGAAGGCAGCGAGGAUGAGGGGAACAUUUCCACACGGACCAAACCUGAAGAGGAUUCUGCACCCCAGGCUAUCGAAGCCACCAAUGGCAGCAAAUUGCUGACGUCGUUGCCUGCUCCAAAGAGCCAGCCUAGCUUCUCAGCAAUUUCUUCUCUUCUUUUCAAGAAGGAUAAGAAUGGAAAGGCCAUGAUAGCUAUGCCAGUCGCUCCUGAUUCGGAUUCAGAUGAUGAUGGACCUCCAUCGAAGAAGAAGAAGAAGGAUGAUGGCAAAGCACCGGUGCAAGUGGGCAAGUCGGCACUGAUGUCGAUGCUUCCGCAGCCGAAGAACUUGUUCCAGAAAGCCAAAAUAUCAACGGGUGAGGCUUCCAGUGUGGGAACCAUCACAUCACAAGAGGGAGAUGCCAUGCGGGCAAAGAAUAAGAACAUGCCGACUAAGAAGUCGACUGCCUCUCUCACUCCAUACGUCUUGGGCAAGAAGAAAGAAGCAGUGCCGAUAGACACAUCGCGUAAGUCCGCCAUUGCAAAGAAACCAGCAGCCACAGCCAAGGGGGAGGAGGACGAGGAUGGCGAGGAGGAGAGCACCCCGUUCUUCUCCUUCCACUCGGCAAAGGACGAUGAGGCUCUCCUUGCUCAAGACAAAGCGACCAGUGAAGCCGGGUCCAUACCAACAGCGUAUGCCACAACGGUGGAGCAGCGGACUGCGCAUCAGGUGUGUGCCGGCGCCAGUGAGGCAGCGUCGUCCACUUCGUCAUGGCCCAGCGCUGCUUGUAGUGAGCAGUAUGUCGGCCCUGCCACCGGUCCGAUGCCGGCAGAGUAUUCGUACGGUGCUACUGCUCAGGAGCCCGAUUACCCUGCAACCGGGCCCAGUUUGGAGCCGUCGGCACACAGCUAUCCUGCAUAUGAUAGUACUUCAGCAGACCCUCCUCCAGCAUACCAAGUUGCACCUGCCGAAAGCCAGCAAGUGGCUCCGGACUCUCUUGGAGACUUGUUGAACGAUGAGCAGUUCAAGCGAUUGAGUCGUGGUGGUAAACGGAAUAAACAAGAUCUGGCAGCCAUUGCAAGCAGUAUGGUAGACUUUGAUGAGAACGAACGAGCAAGUUCGUACAAUGCGCUGCCAUCCAAGUACAUGAGUGAAGAGAAGGCAGUCCGGGCGCCUCAGAGUGCACAACCAUCGCGGGCGCAGAAGAACAAGCACCAGAUCACCUACCUCGCUUUCCAGGCAAAAGAGCGCGAGUUGGAACUACAGAACCAGUGGUCGCAGAACCGCCAGACCAAGAAGCAGACACAGUCGAAGUAUGGCUUUUGAUCCCCGUACAUCUUGCGGCUGUUGUAGCCGGCAUAUGACUGCCGUAUGUUUCUCACAGGUACCCGCCAUAUUUGAGGAAUACUUGUAAUCUGUUAGUCCAUGUCCUCAUGAAAACUAGACACUACUGCCCUCUGUACAGUGCUGCUACUUCAAAUCACUCGUGUGCUCAACACAAAAUUCUUCUCUAUAUUCCAAUAUCAUGUAACACAUCACACUGUUGACCUCCUAUAAAAACGCUCUCCCGGAUCUUGUGUUCAUGCGCAAACUAUUUUUGUGUUCUGCUGAGGAAUGCCAGUCACUGACUGGUAUACCUGGUGAGGGAAUUUUUUGCCGAAACGUUGUAAAACUUGAUUGGUAAAAGUCGUACUAAAAGAAA
This is a messenger RNA of Sycon ciliatum, 2020 nucleotides long. RefSeq names its product proline-rich protein PRCC-like. The record is from RefSeq and is a predicted model, not a curated record. The transcript has 8 exons. Lineage: Eukaryota; Metazoa; Porifera; Calcarea; Leucosolenida; Sycettidae. Gene Ontology annotation, cellular component: nucleus. The coding region runs from base 310 to 1644 and encodes 444 amino acids.